AUAUUAAAUUUCUAAGUUUAUUUAUUUGUUAAAUCGUGAGCUGGUGAACCCAUGGGCAAGUUUGUUACAACAUAAUAGGCUUAUUAUGGCAUCAUAAUCUCAAAUCAAUCAACCGCGACAAAGCUCUCAUGGGAUGGAUCAUGGUUGUACAAAUAGGAUAAUACUUCAUUUAUUAUAACUCAUGAACUCAAAUUACCCGUCGAACUCUAAAUUGACUUUUCGUGUAGGUCAAUUACCGUCUCAAGUACCAAUACUCUCCAAUGCAAUGGAGUAUGCCAACAAAUCAGACACUUCAAGUGUGGAUGCUUCUUAUCUUGUCGAACAAUCAUCUUAUGCCAACAAAGUUGACUAUGAAACGGAUUUACUUACGGAAAAUGGAAUACUAGUAGAAAAUAAGCCAUCAGAUCCUAUGCAAAACGAAAAUUUUGAACCUACUUUAGAAAUAGUAGAGCCAAGUGACAUUUUACAAAAUGAAAUUAAAAAAUCGUCUAAAAAAUCGAAGAAAACAGCAAAGAAAACGAAAAGAAUUGAAGAUCUUGACAGAAGUUUGAGUAUUUCUUUGGAAGAACUUCUACAAGGAGUAAAUAACCAAGAAAGUCCGCCAGUUAAUCUGACUAAAAACGAUCAAAAAAGUGACUUUAAUACAUCAAACUUUGAUUCACCCAAUUUUGCUGAGAAUGAACAAAUUUCAAAUGAUUUAGAAACUGUUUUUUCCGAAGAUUACAUAAAAGACGACAAAGAAAAUCAAAUUUUCAGUUUAACUGUGAAAACUCUCGAUGACAGUGAACCGCCCACAAUUGGCGAAGCCAUAAAUAAACAAAUAUUGCCCUCGGCAAAACAACCAACGAAUUUUAACAAUGACGAGACAGAAACGCCACAGGAUAGCGGUAGAGUAAUUCCUUUUGAAAGAAAAUUAGAUUUUCCUGAAAUUACGACACAAUAUCGAAAUCAUGAUAACGACAAUGACCUUUCACCCACAAGCCAGGAAGUAAACAGUAUUUUACACAGCGUUUUAGAAAAUGAAAUUUUCUUUCCAAGCCAUUCUUCUUCUGUUUAUACAGAACCAUUAUCGCCUGCCUAUUCUAAAGAGGACUUAUCAUGCAAUGCGAAUGAACAAUUUAACACUGAACAAUCCGAUUUUAAAUUAUCCGACUCAAAGUCAAAUUCUUGCCAAACCCCAGAAUAUUGCAAAGAACUUUCAAGUUUGACAAUUGACCUUCCUGUGAACAAGGAACUUGACAAUGAGGAAGAAGACAAAGAUGGAUUUGUCAAAUUAAGCCGACCUAGAUGUGCAAAGGAAGUUCGUCAAGAUGUUUUAUAUUCAGGAGCUGUUACUUAUCCAGGCUGUUAUGACAAGAAUUGUCGACCCGUGAUUUUUCUACACUGUGACAUCAUAAAUGAAUUUCAACAUGGAAAACUUGAUAUUGCACGAUUGAUGUUGUAUUUUGUAUCAUCGGCUUCAUAUGUCACUCUUGUUAUUAGUAUUCGACAUGAGGAAAACAUGGAAACCACUAUGGAUUCUGUUUCUUUGUUUCAGGGGAAUCGACCCGGCAUCAUAUCAAAGGUAAUAUUUCUCGCUGAAGACAAAUCUUUACAUCCGGAGUUUGAUGCUAUUAAAGCUGAGCAUAAUGUCAUCCACAGCUAUGGAGAACUCCUUGACUUCAUAGAUGUUGAGAAUUUACCGCUAGCCUUCGGUGGAUUGAAGGAGUAUGAUCACAAACUAUGGGUACAACAGAGGCUGGACAUCGAGUCAUAUGUACUACUCUGCGAACGUCUCGAACACAACUUUGCAAGCAACACAGUGUCAAUGACAACAGCGACAUUGCCGACUACAUUAAACGAUACUUCAGAUAUGUUGAACCGACAUCGGUCAACCAUGACCAGUUUGCUUGACGACCCAAGAGUUCGUGACCUUCAUGAUUCGGGUCAUCGAUUUAUUACAGAUUUAAACGUCAGUGUUAAGCAAGAAAACCAAUCUUAUUCUGAUCGGAUUCACUCCAGUUAUGAAUCAGUUUGUUCUGCAAUUCAGAGAUUUGUCCAAGCUGCUGAUGAAAGAUUGCUUGCUCUUGAGCGACAUCUAUUGGUCAAACAAUUUGAAGAAUCCUGUGACAGAAUAUUGUCAUGGGCAUCUGAUCGUCGUGACGAGCUCCAUCAGAAAUUUGGAGAAGUCGCCGAUUCAUUGAACGAUUUGAGAAAACAAAGAGUGGAAUUCGAUCGUUUUUAUUUGGAAGUUGUGAAACAAUAUGCCCAGUGUGAUUGUUUAUUAUCUGAAGCAAACCAAUUAAGUUCGUCUGGAUUUCUCGGUAAAGUCAAUUCUCAAGCAAGAAACGCAGCUGAAAAAAUCUCGCAGGUUGUUCAAGAUAUGGAAAUGAAGAAAGAAGAAGUGGAAACCGCUUCUCAACUUUAUUUAUUUGUUGAUCAGGCAUAUUCCUGGGCAUUAUCAGGAAUGAAAUUCGUCGCUUCAUUGAGCAUGAGUGACGUCAUGACAACGGAUGAAUUACAAGAACAAAUCAACAAGUAUGACGAAUAUAUGACGUCACAUCCGCCUAUUCCUAACGAAGAAUUCAUGAAAAUGCAAGAUGUUGCGACGCGAUACAAUAAUUUGAAGUGUCAAAGGCAAUGCGAAAUAGCACAGCAGAAAUGCACUGAAACAAAAGACCUUUUUGUUAAAAGGAGAAAACUUUUAGUAAAAGCGAGAGACCACCAAGUACAAGAAAUUCGAAAGCAGGGAAGUGGUGCAGAGUCUCCUCAUUCAAAACCGGAUAGUAGUGACAUGAGCGAAAUACUAUCCGAUAGUUCAAACUCGAAUGAAACGAACUCCGUCACUACCAGUGAGAAACCGACUCGCGUAGUUUUACGUCAAAAUUCUGAUAUUUCACACAGACUAAUUCGUCCACCAGGUGGCAGUAAUAACAAUAAUAAUGGGGGUGUGCCAACAAUAGCGGAACCUAACGAGUCAGCGGCGGUGCCUUCUUCGAAACACAGACCGAAAAAAAUGUUACGUAAAUCACAAAGUAUGUCCAGUCAUCACUCGAAAUUGAAAAUCGGAUCACCGUUGCGACCACGGGAACCAGACACACAAGGCAGAACAAAAUGGAGCCUUGCAAUAGAAGAGUUGAUAUCAACUGAAGAAGAAUACGUCAGAUCAUUAAAUUAUAUUAUUGAGCAUUAUUAUCCGCUAAUGAAUCAACUUGACGACGUUCCACAAGCGUUGAGAGGAAAGCGUGGAGUUGUGUUUGGAAAUGUAGAGAAUAUCUGUGAUUUCCAUACUGGACAAUUCCUUGAAGCUCUUCAAGAUUGUCAGGACCAACCAGGCAGAGUUGCAGAAGUUUUUAUUCAACACCGUGAAAGUUUCAGCAUGUAUGCACUGUAUAGCAAGAACAAACCGCGUUCAGAUGAACUCAUGAGAGAACACGGAACAAGGUUUUUCAGAGCCAAACAACAUUCACUCAGAGAUAAAAUGGACUUGGCUUCGUAUUUAUUGAAACCGGUGCAACGUAUGGGUAAAUACGCGUUACUUUUACACAACAUUGCCAAGCACUCCGAUGCCCCAUACAGAAGUUUAUUACGUGAAGCAGAGUCAUUGGUCAAAUUCCAACUUCGUCAUGGCAACGAUCUACUUGCAAUGGAUUCGAUCGUUGGAUGUGACGUCAAUUUAAAAGAACAAGGAGAACUGAAACGACAGGAUGAAUUUUUAAUCUUCCAUGGACGACGGAAAUAUGUACGACAUAUAUUUUUAUUCGAAGAUUUAGUUUUACUCAGCAAACCGCAGCGGGUUCAUGGAGGUCAUGAUGUAUACCACUACAAAUCGAGUCAUAAGACUUCAGAGAUAGGUUUGACAGAAAACAUCGGGGAUUCGGGAUUGAAAUUUGAAAUCUGGUUUCGAAGGCCCAUGCAAGAUAAUAUUAUAUUUAACUCGUCAACUGAACAGAAGAAACAGGCCUGGGUUGAAGAUAUAAGGAGUAUAUUAUGGCAGCAAGCUUUGAGGAAUAAAGCCAACCGCCGUAAUGAAAUGGUGAACAUGGGUGUCGGCAGUAAACCCCACCUCGACAUUCGAUCGAGCCAAAGUCCAAUAACAGAUCGUUCAGUGGCUCCUGACAAAUUAAUGGGGGGAAGAGUACUCGUGUCACGCUCAAGAGCGUCAAUUGCAGUUUCUACGUUCGAGCACGCAUGCAAACGUCCUCAUUCAACCGUGUCGACGUCUUCUACGUCAUCAAAUGGUUCGUUCAAUUUAGCCUCACAACAGCCUGCGUCUAUGUUUGACUUCAGAGCGAUUGUCGAAGGAGAGGAAUACGAAUCCGGAUCUUCACUUUGUAUGUCGAAUAGUGAAGGUGAGCCACUAGAGGGAGCUGAAGCUCCAGGAGAUGGUUUGCCUCAGCAGUACGUGACGACAGUAUGAUCAAGUCGAAGAAUCAUAAUCUCUAUUUGCCACUAGUGAUUAGAUUCUACGUCUUUGAUCGUCCUCUAUGAAGGAUCUAUGACGUCACUGUGCAAUGACGUCAAGUACAAAAGGGCGCGAAAAUUACUCAACCGUGAAGAAGACAAAGGAACUUAUCUCGCUUAAGUUAGCUCCAUUUCACAGAAAAUCUUCACCAUUUCAGACUAGAAGUUUGUGAUGUAGAAACGACCGCGUCUAGUAACUGCCAUUGGUAUUUCAAGUAAAUGCAAUAUUUAACCGAUCGAGGACAUGCCCACACUCGCGUUUAGGUUAAUGUAUUAUAAGUUUCCGACUAUGUAGAUCCCUGUCUAGGGCAAAAUUCGAAGCACUGCGUAAAGUAGAAUUAGCAAAUCUUGAAAAACAAUCGGCUAGUGCAUACAAAACGCAAUAUUUCACCGAUUAGGUAACAGUCACACUCAUGUCUGACUAUUGUCUACUUUUCGACUACUUGCCUAGAUCCAUAGAUUACUCCUAUUAAAUGUCUCACUGCGUAGGAACCAUUGGGCUAGACCAUGGACCGGAAAUUGUCUAUAGUACCGGUAAUUGUUUUAUGAUAUCAUUUACGACUUUUGUUCAUUGAAUGAGAAAUAUUUAUCCAAAAAUACCAACUUUCGUUUUUAAGGCAUAAAUUUGACAUGUUCUUGAUGUGACUCAAAGAAUUCGCCCAUCCCUGGUUUAAAUCAGACUGCCUAUCAUUAUUUUCAAGAUUUAUAAACUACUACUUUAAAUAGAUAAAGUAUUUUAAUAUAAAAUCAGUUUUAUUUUAUUUUAACGCUUUCGCCAUUUUAAUGUUCCACUCACGUUUACGAGAAAGGCUGUAUUCAGCCGUGAUAAUAGUUAGCAGAGAAGAUAUCUUCCUGACAGAUUACUAGCUUCCCUUACAGUGUUGCUUUGAUUCAUUUCAAGUCUUUUAGCAAAUGAUCUCUACUGACAGUGCUUUUCGACCUUCUUCAGUUCGAAACCCACUUUUAUUUGCCAUUUUAUCUGUGUGAUCACAAUGAGAUAAUAUACAGGAAAAAAAAGAUAAUGCAUCCCCAUGCAAUUUACUAUUAAUGAGAAACAUCAUCUUGUAUAUUGGAUAUUAUGAGAUUAAUUCUGAUAAUGACGCAUAAUUUGAAUUGUUUCAUAUUUGACGUUAUGAUAACGUCACAAUCUCCCAAUCUAAUCAGAAACUGAAUGUAACAUUUAGAAAUACUUCGCGACCAACCUUAAAUAGUUUCGCUACCCACUGACUGGAAAGCACUGUCUUAGCAUAUCAGUUUGUCAUUUGCAACUACACUGCCCAACCUCAGUUGAGGACUCUGGAUCUUGCUUUGACCAAUAGUAUUUAAAAACGUCCGAAUAUAUUUAUAACACUUAAGAUAUUUAUAAUGAAAUACAAAUCUUCCUUUUAUGUUCGAAGAAUUUAUGCCAGAUUUAAAGCAUUUACCCCUAAGUAAAGUCCAUUGAAAAAUGAGGACUCGGUAAUUUUAAAAUCGUAUGCUAUAUUAGAGGUAUGUUGGGGGACAUGGGGUGGUAAUCGAACAAGAAAUCGUGGUACCCAUAUGAUUUAGCCGUCUUAUCGGCUUUCCUCUUCCCGAAAUAAAUAUGAAAUUUCCAGUAAUUGUCGCUGUAAACCUCUUGCCAAGAUAACAUAGGUGAAAAAAAGUUUUAAUGAUUUUGGUUUUUCGCCAUUUUAUUUGACGUAAUAUUCAUUUUAUCAUUUAUUUUUUAUUUGUUUUAUUCAUCUCAAUAGCAUUAUGACGUAAUCAUAUUAUGAUGUAAUUUUUCUCAUGAAAUAGAGCGGUCUUCGUCAUAUCUUUGUUAUUUUAUUUUUUCAUUAUAUAUGUUUAUUAUGACGCAGUGCUUGAUGACGACACAAUUUGUUCUAUUGCACUUCUUCGUAUUUGUUCGAUAAUAUUAAAAUAUUUGUGAACAAACAAUGCAA
Styela clava is the source of this 6365-nucleotide messenger RNA. RefSeq names its product puratrophin-1-like. Lineage: Eukaryota; Metazoa; Chordata; Ascidiacea; Stolidobranchia; Styelidae. The record is from RefSeq and is a predicted model, not a curated record. Gene Ontology annotation, biological process: intracellular signal transduction. Gene Ontology annotation, molecular function: guanyl-nucleotide exchange factor activity.